UCGCGGUACUGUGCCUGGUGUGGCGGCUGCGCGACCUGAGCCAGGCCCUGCGGGAGGCCGAGGCGGACGGCUACAGCAGGCCAAGUGACUGCAGCCGCUGACCCAGGCCGCCUAUCUGGACGAGGCGCGGCGGAGGCUGGAGGGUCCGGCGCAGCCAGCUGAGGCUUCGCGGGAGGGCUCGGGAACUGAAGGUCCACCGGAAGGAGGAGGCCAAACUAUCGGGCCCGGCAGCGCGUGGCGCGGGGGAUGGAUGCUGCGCCAGGAACGGUCGUCGCGCGCGGUCAGACCGGCUGGACGGGUCCCAGACGCACAGCUCACAGCGCUGGGUAACGUGACGCGGUCACGUGGCGCGCAAUCGGGCUGGCGGCGGCUGACGGAGGCGGAGACUUGGCUGCGACGCGGGGCUGCUGGAGGCCGAGGCGGCGAGGCACCGGGGAGCCGCAGCGGUUGUCACCACGGCAGCCGGUGAGAUGGUUGAAAAAGAAGGUUAUCUUCAAAAAGCUAAAAUUGCAGAUGGAGGAAAGAAACUAAGGAAAAACUGGUCUACUUCCUGGAUUGUUCUUUCUAGUAGAAAAAUUGAAUUUUACAAAGAAUCCAAACAACAGGCUCUGUCCAAUACGAUGCCUGGGAACAGUGUCAGUGAGCGAUAUCUUCAAAACAAAGUUGAGCAACAGCACUGUAGAACAAAAACUGGGCACAAAGCAGAAAGUGUGGAUUUGUAUGGGGCACAUAUAGAAUGGGCCAAGGAAAAAUCAAGCAGAAAGAAUGUCUUUCAGAUGGUUGAAAAAGAAGGUUAUCUUCAAAAAGCUAAAAUUGCAGAUGGAGGAAAGAAACUAAGGAAAAACUGGUCUACUUCCUGGAUUGUUCUUUCUAGUAGAAAAAUUGAAUUUUACAAAGAAUCCAAACAACAGGCUCUGUCCAAUACGAAAACUGGGCACAAAGCAGAAAGUGUGGAUUUGUAUGGGGCACAUAUAGAAUGGGCCAAGGAAAAAUCAAGCAGAAAGAAUGUCUUUCAGGAUCCUGGGCACAGUCCAGACUGACACAGGAAGCCUGGGUGUCAGC
Nycticebus coucang (slow loris) is the source of this 1062-nucleotide messenger RNA. RefSeq names its product rho GTPase-activating protein 15-like. The record is from RefSeq and is a predicted model, not a curated record. Gene Ontology annotation, cellular component: cytoplasm. Bases 471 to 1040 code for a protein of 189 amino acids. The transcript is spliced from 9 exons. Gene Ontology annotation, biological process: regulation of GTPase activity. Lineage: Eukaryota; Metazoa; Chordata; Mammalia; Primates; Lorisidae.